This is a messenger RNA of Ilex paraguariensis (yerba mate), 577 nucleotides long. The record is from the annotation of a GenBank genome assembly. Lineage: Eukaryota; Viridiplantae; Streptophyta; Magnoliopsida; Aquifoliales; Aquifoliaceae.
AUGUGUGCUCAAAGAGCUGUUGCUUACUUUAAAGAACAAAUCGAGCCCCAACUUCUAUCUGGAAAGAAUGUAAUGAUUGCUGCCCAUGGGAAUUCAUUGAGGUCUAUCAUUAUGUACCUUGACAAACUAACUUCCCAAGAGGUAAUUAGCUUAGAACUAGCAACUGGGAUACCCAUGCUUUACAUAUUCAAAGAAGGGAGGUUUAUCAGGAGAGGAAGUCCUCCGGGACCAACCGAGGCGGGGGUUUAUGCUUAUACUAAGAGUUUGGCUUCAUAUAGGCAAAAGUUAGAUGAGAUGUUUCAAUGAUUUAUUAGGCAGAUGCACACCGUCGCUGCAUUUACAAUCUGCAUAGUUGUUGGUGUCCUCUUCCAGUCUUAAAGAAACAAUCAUGCAAAUUCAAGCUUUUGUGAAAAAAUAUGGGUGCAGUUCUCAAUGGCCGGUCGGGGAGGUGGCUACUGGUUUGUGUACUUUUGUAUGUGUUAAUCAAGCCUAAUUAUGUUCUUCCACAAAAAAUGUUGUGAUAGAUUGUGAAAUUAAAAUCCCAUGAUAAAGACUGAAAUAAUACACCGAGUUUUGG